Molecule: messenger RNA, 486 nt
Organism: Ilyonectria robusta
Lineage: Eukaryota; Fungi; Ascomycota; Sordariomycetes; Hypocreales; Nectriaceae
Product: acyl-CoA N-acyltransferase
Exons: 1
Coding region: 1-486 (161 amino acids)
Molecular function (GO): acyltransferase activity, transferring groups other than amino-acyl groups
Source: RefSeq, a predicted model, not a curated record
AUGUCCGAAAUCCGCCCGCCGAUCGAAGGUGUUACCAUCACGAAAGCCAAAACUGAAGAUAUAGCAGCUGUCAAGGCUAUAGUCAAAGAUGCGUACUCGAAAUAUGUCGAGCGCAUAGGCAAGGAGCCCGCUCCAAUGACAACAGACUACUACGAACUCAUGGACACGCAUGAUAUCUUUGUCCUCAAAACCGACAUCAACGACACCGUCGUCGGUUCGAUCGUGCUUGCUACGGAUAGCGAGUCAGCUUCAAUCAAAAUCAACAACUUAGCUGUUGAUACUGCGGCCCAAGGUCGCGGGUACGGACGCGUUCUGAUGAACUACGCCGAAGACUUGGCACGAUCUCAGGGCAUUUCCGCUCUCACGUUAUUUACAAACAUCAAGAUGUAUGAGAAUCUCAGUCUCUACGCGAAGAUGGGCUUCAUUGAGACUGGAAGGAAGACUGAGUCGGGCUACGAACGCAUGUACUUUCGCAAGGAAUUGUAA